AUGCGGUUCGAUAUAGACGGGUCCAAUGAGAAGGCCCAGCAUGCCUACAAUGACACGAAUGGCAUGGGUGAGCACCAGCUGGGCUAUGACCCAGAUCUGGCCCAUCCAGCUGCCGGCUACAGAGACGGCGAGGUAGCGAUGCUGCCGCCAGGAGUCUCGGAACGGAAACUCCUCACCAAGAUUGACCUGCGCAUUGUUCCCGUGCUGUCAAUCAUGUAUCUCUUGGCUUUCCUGGAUCGAACCAACGUCGCCAAUGCCGCCAUCUUUGGCCUUCAAAAAGAUCUUGGCCUGAGCGGCACUCAGUACAGCACCGCCCUGACCAUCUUCUUUGUCCCCUACGUAGUCUUUGAGAUCCCAUCAAACAUCAUCCUCAAGAGACUCCGGCCCCAUGUCUGGCUGUCCAUCUGCAUGUUUGGCUUUGGCCUGGUUACCAUUUGUCAAGGUCUAGUCCAAGGAUACGGCGGAUUUCUUACCACCAGAUUCUUCCUUGGCUUCUUUGAGACCGGCAUGUUUCCAGGGGCAUUCUAUCUCAUUGGUAUGUGGUACAAGAGACAUGAAGCACAGAAGAGAUAUACAUUUUUCUUUGCUAGUACCACCCUCGCUGGGGCUUUCGGUGGCUUGCUCGCCUCUGCCAUUGGCAAAAUGAACGGCAUGGAAGGCUAUCUCGGUUGGAGAUGGGUUUUCAUCCUGGAAGGUUGUCUUACUUGUGUCGUCUCCUUUGUCUGGUUCUUCGCCAUUCCCGACUUUCCCGAAGAUGCCAAAUGGGUGACAGAGCCCGAGCGCGAGUACAUCAAGGCUCGCCUCCGUGAUGAUCAGGGAAAGUCGGCCCUCGAGCGACGCAUCACAUUCAAGGAUGUUGUCAACUGCUUCAAAGACUACAAGAUCAUCGUAGGCGGGUUCAUGUAUUUUGGCUUGAUUGUGCCCGCCUACAGUUACGCUUACUUUGCUCCCACCAUCAUCAAAACGUACGGAUACAGCGCCAUUGAGACCCAGCUGCACUCGGUCCCUCCGUGGGCGGCGGCGUUUGGAUGGAGUAUGCUCACUGCCGCGAUUUCGGAUCGUCUCCGUCACCGUUUCGCGUUCGCAAUGAUCAACAUUUUCAUUGCCAUUGCAGGCUUUGCGAUACUCAUGACGGAGCACCACAACACCGAUUUGGAGUACGGUGCACUGUUCAUGAUCACGUCAGGGACGUACAGUGCCAUGCCCGUCAUUGUGUGCUGGUUCUCGAUGAACCUUGGGGGUCACCAUCGCCGCGCGGUGGGCACAGCGUGGCAGAUUGGGUUCGGUAAUAUCGGAGGUAUCAUUGCGAGUUACAGCUUCGAGGCGACCGACGCAAAGACUUUCUUCCACAAAGGCUACAGCAUCUGCAUGGGAUUCAUUUGCCUCAGCGCCGUCGCCUGCAUCAUCUACUUCUUGGCUUGCCUGACGCAAAAUCGGAAUAGAGAGAAGUCGCACGAUGUCGGGCUUACAGAGUACGAGAAGACCGAAAUGGGUGAUAUGAGUCCCGAUUACCGCUACAUGCUGUAG
Messenger RNA from Fonsecaea multimorphosa CBS 102226, 1527 nucleotides. RefSeq lists its product as uncharacterized. Gene Ontology annotation, biological process: transmembrane transport. NCBI's taxonomy places the organism in Eukaryota, Fungi, Ascomycota, Eurotiomycetes, Chaetothyriales, Herpotrichiellaceae. The transcript has 5 exons. Gene Ontology annotation, cellular component: plasma membrane. Gene Ontology annotation, molecular function: transmembrane transporter activity. The record is from RefSeq and is a predicted model, not a curated record. The coding region runs from base 1 to 1527 and encodes 508 amino acids.